Molecule: messenger RNA, 1915 nt
Organism: Sebastes umbrosus (honeycomb rockfish)
Lineage: Eukaryota; Metazoa; Chordata; Actinopteri; Perciformes; Sebastidae
Product: diablo homolog, mitochondrial-like
Exons: 6
Coding region: 101-811 (236 amino acids)
Biological process (GO): neuron apoptotic process; intrinsic apoptotic signaling pathway in response to oxidative stress
Cellular component (GO): mitochondrion
Source: RefSeq, a predicted model, not a curated record
GUUUUGACCACCAGAGGGCGACAGCGUUCCGUGUGUGACUCCUUCUCAGCGGGGGAACCUUUGCUCAGUGACGACGGACGUUUGAUUGAAGCGGACCAACAUGGCCGCGCUGAGGAGGAUAACAAGUGUCUUCCGUCUUCUCAGGAGUUCAGCUUGUGUCCUGUUCAGCAGCAGAAAAGCUGCAGUUCAUAAAGCGGGCAGAUGGAGCACUAUUGUGUCCACAGGAUGUUUAAGUGUGGGCGGAGGGCUCUGCGCUACACCUUUCAGACAGGUGGAGAACCUCUCUCAUGACUCUCUGAUCAGACGAGCAGCCUCUCUGGUUACAGACAGCUCGAGCACCUUUCUCUCUCAGACCACUUUGGCUCUCAUAGAUGCCAUCACAGAGUACUCAAAGGCUGUGCACACACUAAUUGCCCUCCAAAAGCGGUAUUUGGAAUCACUGGGAAAACUGACUGCAGCAGAAGAGAGUACCAUCUGGCAGGUGAUCAUUGGCCAGCGUUCAGAGGUUAGUGACAGACAGGAUGAAUGCAAGCGUUUUGAGUCAACCUGGGUCAACGCAGUCAAGCUGUGUGAAACGGCAGCUGAAGCAGCAUACACCUCAGGAGCUGAACAUGCGUCCAUCACAGUGAGGACGAACCUUCAGGUGGCCCUGUCGCAGGUGGAGGAGGCACAGAAACUGUCGAUGGAUACUGAUAAGAAGUUGGCCGAGUCCAAAGUAAUUGAGGUUGAAAGGAUGGCACAAUAUGUUGCCUCCUUACAUAGUAACAGUGAUGAGGAAGAGGUGCCUGAGGCUUAUCUAAGAGAAGACUAAAACAAUAAAACAAACACUCAGAGGUAUCACAAAACAGAAGAAAGCAUAAAAACUGUUUAUUUGCUUUCAGAGUAAACAAUACAUUUGUAUCAUCCUUACAAUGUCUUCUCUCUUUUUGAGUCUUUAACAUGUUUGGCUGUGACUUGUCAUGGAGAUUGUGCUCUAAUGUAUCUGUUUACAUCUGCACAUAAUCUGCAAUGCUGAAAAAGUGAAUCGCACAAAAUGAGGACAUCUCCAUAAUUCAGUACUUUCUUUUAAGUGUUUGGCCAUUCAAGACUAUUUAUUUGAAUAAUUAAUCAGCUGCUUCUGCAGCAUAGAUUAUGUUUCCGAUUAAUUCUUAAUUGUAUUGUGACUCGACCAGCAUCUGAUUUUUGUGUUAUAUUUUGUCCAAAUGCAUUGUAAUAAAGGCAAGACACAGCAUAAAAACUAUUUAAUGUAGCAAUGUACCAUUUCAUUUCAUGUGUUUACUAGAUGAAUAUUUAGUCUACUGAAGUGACAACACAUUUAACCAGCACUGAAAAUGGAGGAUAAACAAUGUGUCCACUUCAUAUGGUUGCCAAAGAAUGAGAGUUGUUGUUCUGACUUAACUGUUGGUGUGAUACGGAUGUUACACAUGAGGUGUCUCUAUGUAAACAGAAUGUCCCCUGUGGUCAUCUUGCGAAAUAUUCUGUUUGCUAAAGUGACCAGAAGCCACUUCGUAAACACCGUAAAACCCAGAGACUACACACAGUUGGCUGACUGAUACUGUCUUUGUGAAAUUCGACCAAUCAGCUUGUGGCACCGCAUUUUGUACACGUUACUCUGAAAUAACGCAUGAAUAUUCCAACCACACAAAUUUCAAUUUACAAAUUGCCAACUGACUCCCACCUUUGAGAACAUCUUUAAGGUAGUGCUGCUUUACUUGUUAUUUGUGUCUCUCUUUUUCACUCAACAACUCCCCCUCCUCUGCAAAUUACCCAUGUCCUGCCUCUCCUGUAGAGCUUUUAGGCCGUUUCUCAACUACCCCCACCUGUCAUCACUUCAUCUACAGCAUCACCUCUUUCCACACUGUCACAGAACAGGAAACAAACCAGUCUACCUGUGGUCAAAAAAAUAAAUGGUUGA